Podospora bellae-mahoneyi is the source of this 549-nucleotide messenger RNA. RefSeq lists its product as uncharacterized. The record is from RefSeq and is a predicted model, not a curated record. Bases 1 to 549 code for a protein of 182 amino acids. NCBI's taxonomy places the organism in Eukaryota, Fungi, Ascomycota, Sordariomycetes, Sordariales, Podosporaceae. The transcript has a single exon.
AUGGAUCUUCUCUGGCACACUAAAUACGGAGCUGAUCCACGGUCUGAGAAACUGGCUGAGCUUCCGAGCUGGACCUGGAUGGCUUUUGAUGGUGGUGUGACAUGCCCCUUCAAGUACGGAGGCCCACAGGAGGCAGGUAUGAUCAAGACGCACGAUCGCUUCGAAAUUCAAGCUUGGCCGGAGUGUGCCCAGUUCGGUCGACCGCUUCCAAACUGUUCAUCUCUGAAGCUGGAGGGCCUCACCAAAGAGGUCGCUAUUCCCCACCGGUUCUGGAAAAGCGGGUAUGCGUCUGCCCAGGACAUGCCCUGCUACACACUUCGCGUGCUUGGGUUACGCGACGAAGAGUGGGAGGAUGACGAAGAUAGGAUUGGGCAUAUCACUUUCGAUCAGUACCGAAUGCCGAGCUCCAAUGACGACUUUGAGAAUAAUCCGCCAACUCGGUAUAAGAACCUUCAGGUACUCCUUAUUACGCUGCAGAAAGAGCAAGCGGACAAUACAUCGGGUCUGUCCGAGAUGGGAAGGGUUUUGAAGCAGCGUACGGACUUAUAA